Rubroshorea leprosula is the source of this 5079-nucleotide messenger RNA. The record is from the annotation of a GenBank genome assembly. NCBI's taxonomy places the organism in Eukaryota, Viridiplantae, Streptophyta, Magnoliopsida, Malvales, Dipterocarpaceae.
ACCUCUUUAGUUCAAAACCAGGCAAACCCUAACCCAACAGGUUCACGCUAACAUAUCAAGUCAUCCCCACAAGACCUGUUUCUUCUAAAUUCUCAAUCUUUAACUUCUUUCUCGAAUGUCGCCGGCGGCAGUGGAAAUGCGAUCGCCCUCCACUUCUGAACCAAAACCCUCAUUUCUCCGAAACCCUAACCCUAGUUUCCCUGUAUUUUCUCAAAGCAACCAUCCGGAAACCUUGCAGCACGGCGUGGAUUCUUCGGAUUCUGUUUCCUCGAGCUUCGGAAAUGCAGCAGUCUUCAAUUCGGGUCUUGGUUUUGCUUCGCAGAAGGCAUCGGGGCGGACCCGGCCGAGGCUAGUCAAGGUGAGGAAGCAGCUGGGGAGGACAAAGAAUGUACCGAGUGAGGCAGGAUCGGGUUUUAACCCUUUUGUUCAAUUGAAUAGUGGAAAUGAUUCUGUUUGUAGUUCUGGUAGUGGUUUAUCAAAGGGAUUUAUGGGGGGUUUAGAUGGAGUGAUUAAUAAUAACAAUGAUAAUGGCGAUAAUAGUUUCGUGUUUGGAGCUAAUGGGAGUGAUGCUGCCGCGGAUUCUGGGGUGAGGGUAUCUGGUGGGAACACUGGGCCUGAGAAUGGGAAUGAGUCUUUUAGCAAGUUUAAGAAUGUGAGUUUUGUAUUGGGAGCUGAUAAGAAAGAUACAGCGGCGAAGUUGUGCAGUAAGAGGAGGCUGUUUGGCAAAAAAACUGGGAAAUUUGGUUCCAGUAGUAAGAUCAAGACAAAAGCAGGCUCUGAAGCACAUGCUGGGAAGUUUGGCUUCGUUUCUGGUGUUAAUGGGAGUGAGGCAAGAUGGAAUCUGAAUGGAAGAACUGGAGAAUCUAGUGACAUAAAGGUGAAUAUGCAUUCAGAUAUUGGUGAGAGGACAAAGUUAGAGACUGAAGUGGAGUGUGGUAAGGAUAGCAAUCCAGCUUUCGUUUUUGGUGCAAAUAAGAGUAACUUAGCAAUGAAUUUGGAUUCAGAGAAGGGAGAGCCCACUGAAACAGUUAAAAAGGCAGAUUUUAAUGGUUUCCCUUUUGUAUUUGGUGCUAAUCAGAGUGAUUUGAAGCCAAUUUCAACGUCUGAUAACAGUGAAUCCGCUGGAGUGUUGAGUGGUUCAAGUUUUGAAUUUAGUGUUGGUUCUUCUGAGUCUGCUUCAAGUUUUUAUGUGGAAAGGAGAGAGAAAGGUGAAAGUUUUGGAACAUCAGUACCUCUUGGUCCAGGGAAGACGGAAGUUGAUUAUGAAUCAGAGAAAGUGAAAGUUACUCCAGGUGCUUUAAAUUCUAAUGGCAAUGAGAGUGGGAAUAAAGAUUAUGACAAUGGAUUCUGUAUAUUUGGUAGUGGAAAUAAUGAAAAUUACCAUUUCAAUGAAUUUAUGAUGGCAAAACACAAUGUUCAUGAAAAUUCUCCUAGUGAUAGUUGUUCUAAGGUGGCUUUUGAAAAUAAAGAUAAUAUUUGUGGUGCUUCCAGUAAAAGCUCAGUGUUUAAACUGGGAGAUGAUAUGGAGAAACUGGAUAUCUGUGGUGACAAAACUGUUGGUGGUGUCAGCAUGACUGAAGAUCCACAUAAGAAAGCCAAUUUUGACUCUGUAUUUGUGUUUUCAUGUGGCAAAAAGGCAUCAAUCUCUUCCAACAGAAGUUCUGAAACUACUCAUGAUGUGAGACCAAAGAUUGUUCAGGGUAAUGAUGUUGGGAGAACUUCUGAGUAUCAUUCCAAUAAUGUCAAUAUAGAAUCUGUUGAAUUUGGCAAUAAUUCUACCAUAGACAGUGAGAAGUUUGGAAUUACAGGUUGCAGCCAAUUUAUAUUUUCAGCUGGUAAUAACAAGAGUUCUGAUGUUGAGCAGUUUUCACAAGGUUAUGUUAGGGAAGAUACAGAGCUAGAAGUAGCUGCUGCUGCACAAUCAUUUUCAUCCUGUGGUAUGGGCUCCCAGCCAAAUGGUAGCAGUUUUAAAGUGCCAUCUGUAGCUGGAGUUGAUAGGAAAAGUGGCUGCUCUACUAGCAAUCCAGAGGUAUCUGGAGUCUUCUCUAGUGAUUUCAAAACUCCUCAGUGGGAUCCAUCAUCCUUCAUAUUUCCUAAAGUAAAUAGUAAAGUGGAAUUUGGUGUAAAAAGUAGCUUAAUGAAGGGCAGAAGAUCAAAGAAAACAAAGGGAAAGUUGUCUUGCCUCCAUAAGCAUGGGUCUAAGGAAGAUCAUAUGCGAAAUAAAAGUGGUACUGAAGACAAUCCAAACUCGUCUGAAUGUUAUUCACCCAUGGAUUUUUCUCCAUAUCAGGAAAAUGAAGCAGUUGAUCAUUUAUCUGUGGAAUCAAGUGAUACCUCCCACUUGGACAGUAAGUCCAAGGAUGAAUACAUGGCCACUUCUGAAGAGAUACAUGGUACUAAUGUUAAUGAGAAAUGCAGUAAGCCUCUGGAGGAAAGAUUCUUUGGAAGUGAAUUUCCUUCAAAAGGGUCUACUGAUGGAGCUGACAGUGCCUGCUGCAGUGGUGCCAGUGUUGCUGCAGCAGAAAAUGGAAUUGGCUUGAAUACAGAGAGCCAAGAAAGCAAUCAUACAACAAAGUUUUGUUUUGCUUCAGGUUUGGAGGAUGAAAGACAUUUUACUUUUUCAGCAUCAUCUUCUUUACGGGGCAGUUUUUCAUUGAAAAAACGUCUUCUCCGAAAGAAAAAUAAGGUUAAAACCAACAAUUCUUCAUUCAUUAUCACUCCAAGACCAAAUGUUGAGUCAGGGUCGUCCUCUGUACAGUUUUCACCUUGUGCAAACACUUUGGAUGUGGAACAGAGUCAACCAAAAGAUAAAUCUACUUGCCAAAGCAAAGGGGGUGAUGAACAGGAACCAAACGGACAAGUUGAACAAGGGUCUAAGUCUUACAUUGCUACAGUUGAGGCAGCGUGUGAAAUGUGGCGAUUAAGGGGAAAUCAUUCUUAUAGAAAUGGUAACCUGGCGGAAGCUGAGGAUUAUUACACACAGGGUAUUAAUUCUGUUCUUUCAAAUGAGGCUUCAGGAUGCUAUAUCAAGCCUCUCGUGCUUUGCUACAGCAAUCGUGCAGCAGCACGAAUAUCGCUUGGAAGGUUGAGAGAAGGUUUAGCUGACUGUUUGAUUGCUGCUGAUCUUGACCCUAAGUUUCUCAAAGUUUAUGUCAGAGCAGCUAAUUGUCAUCUUGUGCUUGGAAAUAUUGAAGACGCAGUACAAUACUUCAAUAGGUGCUUGGGUUUGGCAGCUGAUGUCUGCCUGGAUCGCAGAGUUACAGUAGAUGCUGCUGAUGGCUUACACAAGGCUCAGAAAGUUGCUGAGCUCACAAAUCAUUCUUCAGUACUUUUGGAACAAAAGACAUCUGAUGCAGCAUCCAGUGCAUUAGACAUAAUUGCUGAGGCCUUGUCAAUCAGUUCAUGUUCUGAAAAACUACUUCAAAUGAAAGCAGAGGCUUUGCACAUGAUAAGGAAAUAUGAGGAGGCAAUUCAGCUUUGUGAGCAAACUCUUUACAUUGCUGAAAAGAACUCUAUUGAAGUAGGCACUGAAAACCAUAUAGUGAACAUGGAUGGUUCUGGAUGUUACUCACAUGCAAAGCUAUGGAGAUGGAACUUGAUGGCGCAGUCCUAUUUCUGUAUGGGAAGACUUGAGACAGCACUGGAUUUACUUCUGAAGUUUGAGAAUGUGGGAUCUAUGAGGACCAAACCUGGAAGUAAGAUUUUGGAAUCGUCAGUUUCAUUAGCUGUUACCAUUCGUGAACUUCUACGCCUUAAGAAUGCGGGUAAUGACGCGUUUCGUUCUGGAAGGUAUGCUGAAGCAGUAGAGCAUUACACUGUUGCUUUAUCAAGCAAUGUUGAAUCACGCCCAUAUGCUGCAAUCUGCUUCUGUAACCGUGCUGCGGCACACCAAGCUUUGGGCCAAAUUGCUGAUGCAAUUGCAGAUUGCAGUCUAGCAAUCGCCCUAAAUGGAAGUUACAAAAAGGCACUUUCUAGAAGGGCCACUUUGCAUGGCAUUAUCAGAGACUUUAGACAGGCAGUUAGUGACCUUCAGAGACUGAUAUCCAUUCUGGAAAAUCAAUAUGAGGAAAAAGCAACACAAUCUGGCAGUAGCUCUACUGGCAGCAAUUCAAAAGAGUUGAGACAAGCUCGUAGUCAGUUAUCCUCAAUGCAAGAAGAAGCCAAAAGGGGAAUCUCCUUGGACUUUUACCUCAUUCUGGGAGUCAAACAAUCUGAUUCUACAUCUGAUAUUAAGAAGGCAUACCGCAAAGCAGCUCUUAGGCAUCACCCAGACAAGGCUGGUCAAUUCCUGGCAAGGAGUGAAAAUAGAGAUGAUGGCCAACUUUGGAAGGAAAUCAUGGAGGAGGUUCACAAGGAUGCUGACAGGCUUUUCAAAAUGAUUGGAGAGGCAUAUGCUGUACUUUCAGACACCACCAAGCGAUCAGAAUAUGAUCUUGAAGAGGAACUGAGAAAAGCUCCAAAAGAAAGCAAAAGCAGCAGCCCCGUACAUACUGCGUCAGAUGAGUAUGACUAUUACUUUGGGAGGAAGACAAGCAGAAGAAAUUGGCAUGGGAGUUGGAAUACAUCUGGACAUUCAUAUUCACGAUGGUAAGAGGGAUGGUGAAUGGCAAAGUACCAUUCAAGUUAUGUAUUUUGCAGAAAAGUUAUCUUCGCCGCAUAUGUGAAUGGAACAAGCGCCUUGGUUGUUGCCUUGGAAGUGAUUGGUUGAUCGGGUAAUUGACGCAGUUUCUGAAUGUAACCGCUAAGGGGUGGUUCCAGGCUGCGUUAUUUGAUCUAACAAGUUCAUGUUAAUAUUGCCAGUAUGCAAAUUGGGACAAUUUACGUGGUGAGUUUUAACCUUGAAAGAAAGUUGUGGCAGGGCAGCAAUUCUCCCAGCUAUUUCUUUUCAUGGGGGAAAGAAAGCGUUUGAUGCUCUGGUACUUUCUAAUUUUAUUUUCACGUGAAAAAUUGUGUUGGGAUGUAUCACAUUGAUUAAUAUGUUUCAUUCUUGUUCCCCCGUGUAUUGGGGAAUUCAUGAUGGCAAUAAAAUUGAGUUGUUGCGAGCUUUGCUGAGCAGAAGAAUUAAUGGUUGCAACAUGU